This is a messenger RNA of Psammomys obesus (fat sand rat), 3463 nucleotides long. It is a transcript of the gene Hkdc1, whose product is annotated as hexokinase domain containing 1. Gene Ontology annotation, molecular function: fructokinase activity; D-glucose binding; glucokinase activity. The transcript has 18 exons. Gene Ontology annotation, biological process: glucose 6-phosphate metabolic process; glycolytic process; intracellular glucose homeostasis. Gene Ontology annotation, cellular component: cytosol; mitochondrion. The coding region runs from base 82 to 2835 and encodes 917 amino acids. The record is from RefSeq and is a predicted model, not a curated record. NCBI's taxonomy places the organism in Eukaryota, Metazoa, Chordata, Mammalia, Rodentia, Muridae.
GCCUGAACUAGAGGUGUGCAGCACUCACAGCGACUGGACGGAAAUCUCUGCCUGUUCCAGGAACAACCAAACUCGGGGAACAUGUUUGCGGUACACUUGAUGGCGUUUUACUUCACCAAGCUGAAGGAGGAUCAGAUCAAGAAGGUGGACAGGUUCCUGUAUGACAUGCGGCUCUCAGAUGAGACCCUCCUGGACAUCAUGGCCCGGUUCCAGGCUGAGAUGGAGAAAGGCCUGGGGAAGGACACUAACCCCACCGCCUCAGUGAAGAUGCUGCCCACGUUUGUCAGGGCCAUUCCUGAUGGCUCAGAAAAUGGGGAAUUCCUUUCCCUGGAUCUUGGAGGAUCCAAGUUUCGGGUCUUGAAGGUGCAAGUCUCUGAGGAGGGGAAGCAAAAUGUCCAAAUGGAGAGUCAGUUCUACCCAAUGCCCAACGAAAUCAGCUGUGGGAAUGGCACAGAGCUCUUCGACUACAUAGCUGACUGCCUGGCAGAUUUCAUGAAGACCAAGGAUCUGACGCAUAAGAAGCUGCCCCUCGGCUUUACCUUCUCUUUUCCCUGCAGACAGAAUAAGUUGGAGGAGGGCUUCCUGCUUUCGUGGACCAAGAAGUUCAAGGCCCGGGGAGUCCAGGACACAGAUGUGGUAGACCGCCUAGCCAAAGCCAUAAAGAAGCACGAGGACCUGGAUGUGGACAUCCUGGCCUUGGUUAAUGACACUGUGGGGACCAUGAUGACUUGUGCUUAUGAUGAUCCCAACUGUGAAGUCGGUGUAAUCAUUGGAACGGGCACCAAUGCGUGCUACAUGGAGGACAUGAACAACAUUGACCUGGUGGAAGGUGAUGAGGGGCGGAUGUGCAUCAACACAGAGUGGGGAGGCUUCGGGGACGAUGGUGCUUUGGAGGACAUCCGCACAGAGUUCGACAGGGAGCUGGACCUCGGCUCGCUCAACCCCGGGAAGCAACUGUUUGAGAAGAUGAUCAGUGGCCUGUACAUGGGGGAGCUGGUCAGGAUCAUCUUACUGAAGAUGGCUAAAGUUGGCCUCCUGUUUGGGGGUGCAAAAUCCUCUGCUCUCCACACAAAGGGCAAGAUUGAAACACAGCAUGUCGCUGCCAUUGAGAAGAAUAAAGAAGGCCUGGCCAAUACAAGAGAGAUCCUGGUGGAUUUGGGCCUGGACCCCUCUGAGUCAGACUGCAUUGCUGUCCAGCAUGUCUGCACCGUGGUCUCUUUCCGCUCGGCCAAUCUCUGUGCGGCUGCUCUGGCCGCCAUCCUGACACGCCUCCGAGAGAACAAGAAGCUGGCCCGGCUCCGAACCACAGUGGGCAUGGAUGGGACGCUCUACAAAACACACCCUCAGUACCCCAAACGCCUGCACAAGGUGGUGAGGAGACUGGUCCCAAACUGUGACGUCCGCUUCCUCCUGUCGGAGAGUGGCAGCACCAAGGGGGCCGCUAUGGUGACCGCAGUGGCCUCUCGGGUGCAGGCCCAGCGUAAGCAGAUUGACAAGGUGCUGGCUUUGUUCCAGUUGACCCGGGAGCAGCUCAUGGGAGUGCGGGACAAGAUGCGGGCUGAACUGGAGUACGGGCUGAAGAAAAAGACUCAUGCUCUGGCUACUGUGAAGAUGCUUCCCACCUAUGUCUAUGGGAUGCCCGAUGGCACGGAGAAAGGAAAGUUUCUUGCCCUGGAUUUGGGGGGAACUAACUUCCGAGUCCUCCUGGUGAAGAUCAGAAGUGGACGGAGGUCGGUGCGAAUGUACAACAAGAUCUUUGCCAUUCCCCUGGAGAUCAUGCAGGGCACUGGGGAGGAGCUCUUUGACCACAUUGUGCAGUGCAUCGCUGACUUCCUGGACUAUAUGGGCCUCAAGGGUGCCCAGCUGCCUCUGGGCUUCACAUUCUCCUUUCCCUGCAGACAAACGUGCAUUGACAAGGGGACUCUAGUAGGGUGGACCAAAGGCUUCAAGGCCACCGACUGUGAAGGGGAGGACGUGGUGGACAUGCUCAGAGAAGCCAUCAAGAGGAGAAAUGAGUUUGACCUGGACAUAGUUGCAAUCGUGAAUGACACAGUGGGGACCAUGAUGACAUGUGGCUAUGAAGAUCCCAAUUGUGAGAUUGGCUUGAUUGCAGGGACAGGCAGCAACGUGUGCUAUAUGGAGGAGAUGAGGAACAUUGAGCUGGUGGAAGGGGAUGAAGGCCGGAUGUGCAUCAACACAGAGUGGGGAGGAUUUGGAGAUAAUGGCUGCAUAGAAGACAUCCGCACUCAGUACGACAAGGAGGUGGAUGAGGGCUCCUUGAAUGCUGGCAAACAGAGAUAUGAGAAAAUGACCAGUGGGAUGUACCUGGGGGAGAUUGUCAGGCGGAUCCUGAUCGACCUCACCAGGCAAGGGCUCCUCUUCCGAGGGCAAAUUUCAGAGCGACUCCGGACCAGGGGUAUCUUUGAAACCAAAUUCCUGUCUCAGAUUGAAAGCGACCGGCUGGCCCUCCUGCAGGUCAGGAGGAUUCUGCAGCAGCUGGGCCUGGACAGCACGUGUGAAGACAGCAUCGUGGUGAAGGAGGUGUGUGGGGCGGUGUCUCGGAGGGCUGCCCGGCUCUGCGGCGCAGGCAUGGCCGCCAUCGUGGAGAAGAGGAGAGAAGACCAGGGGCUCCAGCACUUCAAGGUCACCGUGGGUGUGGACGGCACACUGUAUAAACUGCACCCCCACUUCUCCCGGAUACUGCAGGAGACUGUGAAAGAACUGGCCCCACAGUGUGACGUGACAUUCAUGUUGUCAGAAGACGGCAGUGGGAAGGGAGCAGCUCUGAUCACAGCUGUAGCCAAGAGGUUACAGCAGUCGCAGAAGGAAAACUAGGCGGCCCUGCAGGGCCGUGAUACCCCAUGCCGAGCAGGGGCCACCUGGCUGACCUCGUCAGCACUCUUAGCACCCUGGUGCCAGCUUUGCAGUGAUACUCGUGAAACCUCCAUUUGGUAUAUUUUGGCUAAAGAUAGGCUGCCUUUCAAAAACAAAUGAUUUGGCCCAAGAGAUCCCUUUUUGGCAAAUUUUUCACUUGAGCGGUUGAUAGCUUCAGGUCUGUGGCUGCCAGACUCCAGAUCAGGUGGCUGGUGUCUUGGUCCCUCUCUGGCAGUGAGCUACCUCUCAACCAAUGAAUGAACCCGUGAGAGGGAGAAAGAGUCUUAGUGAACUAAAGGACCCACCUUCACACGGCCCCACUUGUCGUGUUGGCUUUGGCAGAUGGAGCUCCGAAUGCAGAGGAGCCUGCUGCCCUGGGGCCAGGAGGCACCUUACCUGCUCCAGGGCACUCUGUGAACACCCUGGGGUGUCACCCCCAUGUGUGUCUUGCGGGGUGAGACACCACUCAAGGAACUGUUUUUCAUUUCACAUGACGCAGCAGGUGUCACUGCUGUCCAUAGUUAUUUCAAGGACUGCUAGGUAUAUGAAAUACAGUCCGUGAAUAAAAGAAACGUGGGUUUCCUGGAAA